This is a messenger RNA of Pecten maximus, 1009 nucleotides long. RefSeq lists its product as uncharacterized. The transcript has a single exon. NCBI's taxonomy places the organism in Eukaryota, Metazoa, Mollusca, Bivalvia, Pectinida, Pectinidae. Gene Ontology annotation, molecular function: calcium ion binding. Bases 108 to 755 code for a protein of 215 amino acids. The record is from RefSeq and is a predicted model, not a curated record.
UAAAACAGAUCCACCAAGCAGAACAGGUUACAAGAGAGCUACAAGCAGAUUCAGCGUUAGGUUGUUUGGACAUUCACGUGAAAUCCACCGUUCUUUACUAUAGCAUCAUGGCGGCUGCUUCCACAGUUACCUUCAGCAAGUUCAUUGAAGGCAAAAUUCGUAUGUGGUAUAAGAUGUAUAAUUUAAAGCAUGAUGGCGGAAUGGGAAAGGAGGAUUUUGCUUAUAUGACAGAUGUGUUCAUCAAAGAGUUUAAACCCAACGCCGCUCUUGAGGCCGAACUUCGCCAUUGGCUGCAUAACCACUGGUGCAUUAUCAUCAGCGAAGGCAAAGAUCUCGCCACGGCGGGAAAACCAGGCGGCAUCACAGUAGAAAAUUGUCCGGCCCUAUUGGAGGUUGAAACCAUCCUCAAAAGCGACCAGCGAAUCACCGAAGAACAUUACGUGAAGGCAUUUGGCCAGCUUGUGGAAGUCAACAAGGAUUUGUUCGUGAAGACCUUCACUAAAAUGGUCACAGUGUUUUUCAACCUGUUCGACACGGAUUGCGAUGGGUUUAUAACAGUGGAGGAUAUGAUUAGGGGCUUCCGCUGUUUCGGGAUCGAUCAAGAGGAGGCCACUAGAGCAAUCUUUAACGACCUCGACAAGAACAAAACCGGCAAGGUAUCACGUGACGUAUACCUAUCAGAAUGGAUCGAGUUCAUGGUCGGCGAGAACAAGGAUGCCGUGCUCGCGAGAUAUCUUUGUCAAGGACAGUCGUGACGUUAUCAACAGGGGUGACUUUUAAAACGCUCAAGAACGGUAAUAAAUAAUCACGGACUAUGUGUGUUGGACAAAUUAUAGACCUAUGUGAGCCAAGCGAGUUCAACAUUCCUUGAUGAGUAAGUUCCCAGUCAGAACCAGUAGAUGUAGGUGAGCAGCUAAAGUCAAAGACAGUAAAACUAGAUAAGUUGUGUACUGAUUUAAUUUGAAAGUGUUCAUGCUAUUUAUGAAAUAAAGUUCUCAUUUCCAUUAUU